AUGCCCUAUAGAUAUAGUUUUAUAGUACUUCAAGACAAUAUCAGGAAUAUAGUAGCAUGUGGUAGAGAUUUAACAACUGAAUUGGAUAAAAAAUUUUCAAAUUUAUCAUUUAGUCAUUAUUGA
Messenger RNA from Funneliformis caledonium, 123 nucleotides. NCBI's taxonomy places the organism in Eukaryota, Fungi, Glomeromycota, Glomeromycetes, Glomerales, Glomeraceae. The record is from the annotation of a GenBank genome assembly.